AUGACGGCAGCCAUCUUGCGACUCCCUGCGCGGUUGGUUCUGGCUGUUUCGGUUUACGUACCAGGAGGUGACGUUCAGGCUUUGCAAGACACCAGUAACGCUCUACGUCAGGUUAUUCCAAACACAAGAAGACAGGCUGGUAGUCUGGUGGAUGUGGUAGUUGUUGGAGACUUUAAUCGGCACGACCAGCUAUGGGGAGGAGACGAUAUAUCCUCGACGAGGCAAGGCGAGGCGGAUCAGAUCAUCAACCUUAUGAAUGUGUUUGAUCUUAUGAGCCUGCUCCCGAGAGGAACGAAGACGUGGAGCGGUGGAGGCUUUGAGACAACAGUCGAUCUGGUCCUUGCUUCCGCGGACCUAGCGUCUUCGACUGUCAAGUGUAUGAUACACGGUACAGAGCACGGAUCCGAUCAUCUUGCUAUUAAGACAGAGCUCGACGUCUCCGUCCGGGUGCCCCAAGCUCAAGAACGGCUCUUGCUCAAAAACGCACCAUGGAAGGAAAUCAACGUUCGAAUUGCCGCCGCAUUAGAGUCCAUCCCGGAGGAAGGUAUUCGUGUCGGAAACCAAAGAUGA
Messenger RNA from Fusarium venenatum, 570 nucleotides. NCBI's taxonomy places the organism in Eukaryota, Fungi, Ascomycota, Sordariomycetes, Hypocreales, Nectriaceae. The record is from RefSeq and is a predicted model, not a curated record.